Molecule: messenger RNA, 1467 nt
Organism: Trichobilharzia regenti
Lineage: Eukaryota; Metazoa; Platyhelminthes; Trematoda; Strigeidida; Schistosomatidae
Source: the annotation of a GenBank genome assembly
AUGCUUAGUAUGUCAAGUAUUUUUGGUGAGAUAUGCCAGCUUUUCUGUUGUCCUCCGCGACCUUCUCAUAUUGUCGCAAAGUUGGCCUUCUUGCCGCCCCCGCCGACUUAUUCUAUCACCACGUCGGCUAACGAUUCAACCUGUCGCAUUGAUUUCAAACCCGAAGCUGGUUGGCAGAUUUCUGAAGAUUUAAAAUCUAAACUGACAGUUUUUUAUACGCUUACAAAACGUCAAUCUCGAAUUGUUUGUAUGCAUAUACCAGCAAAUUCUGUUAUGUCACCAUCACAGUUCUCAUCGAACCUAUCGUCACGUCGUGCUUUGUCUUCACAAUCAAGAGUAAGAAGUCCUGCACUUAGUGUUAGUUGUCCAACUCUUAUUGAUGAAGGCAAAUAUGGAUCAGCUCAUCCAGCUUUCUACGGUGAUUCAUCACAUCAGGCAAAUUAUACAGUAUUAUUCAGUCAUGGGAAUGCAGUUGACAUUGGCCAGAUGGCUGGAUUUCUUCAAUCCUUGGCAUAUCGUUUUGGUGUAAAUAUUCUAUGCUAUGAUUAUUCGGGUUAUGGUGCAAGUUCUGGUCAAAGAUUAGAAGAAAAUUUAUACGCAGAUGCGGAUGCAGUGUUGCAUGAAUUAAGGGAACGCUUCAAUGUACCGCUUAAUCGUAUUGUGUUAUAUGGACAAAGUAUUGGAACUGCACCUACAGUUGAACUGGCGACUAAGUACAAGGUUGCUGGUGUUGUUCUUCACUCUCCAUUUAUGUCUGGUCUACGUGUUGUCUGUCCUGGAACAACUCGUCGAUUCUGUUUUGAUCCUUUUACAAACAUCGAUAAAGUCUCUCGGAUACUUUCACCAACUCUAAUUAUUCAUGGAACUGAUGAUGAAAUCAUUGGCAUUGAUCAUGGCAGAGAAUUAUAUUCUCGGCUUACUUAUCCUCUGGAACCUGCAUGGAUUGAAGGAGCAGGUCAUAAUGAUAUUGAGUUAUUCUCUGAGUAUGCGGCUCGAUUAGAUCGAUUUUUCAAUGAAGAUAUUAUUGAUUCCCAGUGUGAGAUUUCUUCAAAUGUGAUCGAUUCUGUGGCAGAAUCUCUUCAUACUCAAGACUCUUCGAAUCUUCGUCAACAGACAUCACUUCCUAGUCAGUCAGCUAGUGUAAAAUCUACAGAAGUAAAAGAAAAUGUUUGUUCAACAUCUCAGUCUUCCAUUCAUGGCAAUACUACCGAAGUCUUUAGUGGUGCAGUCGAUGUUGUUACAUCAGCUGCAUCCACAGAGUCUACCUCGAGUGCUGCGACAUCUGUAUUUAAAUGUGAAUCUCCUGGUGAUGAUAAUACAGGUACUUCUGUUGGUGGUGGUGAUAAAGCUGUUAGUGAAAGUGCUACCAAGAGUAAUACAACAUCGUCAAAUGCUUCUUCAGACAAUGUUUGUACCACUCCUAAUGGAAUUCAGUCCACUUCUAGUACUGCUCAAUUGUUUCACUAG